Messenger RNA from Exophiala bonariae, 1524 nucleotides. RefSeq lists its product as uncharacterized. The transcript has a single exon. Lineage: Eukaryota; Fungi; Ascomycota; Eurotiomycetes; Chaetothyriales; Herpotrichiellaceae. The record is from RefSeq and is a predicted model, not a curated record. Bases 1 to 1524 code for a protein of 507 amino acids.
AUGUCGAUCCCCAUUGAUUACGAGAUUCUGAAUAACGCCUUUCCGAGCCCAGGGGGCCUCAUGCCAAUUACCAUCGAUCCAGAGCUCCUGAGUGAGAUCUUUCCAAGCCCACAGACCUUGACGUCGAUUCCGGUUGAUCCCGAGAUUCUGGAUGAUGCCCUUCCAAGCUCAGAGAGGCCAGAGGAGACGGCAAGAAAAGCCCUCGCAAUGUUGGCUCAAAACAGCACACCUCCACAAAUUGUGAUCACUACGAGCGCAGGCUCUUCCUCGAACAGUACAUCGCCCAUCCUCAAGCUCCGGUCUAAACACCUUCUCCACCUCACCAGACACCUGGCCUUCCAAGACAUCCUAAGUCUGAUAAAAACCUGCAAGUACAUUUACGAGGCUAUCAAAGGCGCUACUGUUGAACGAGUCCACUGGGCGCCUGGCAAAGAGUAUCCUACUGUAUUCUCGCCGGACGAUUUGAUCAAAGUGGUAAAUGGUGGGUUUCUUGCGAACAUUACACUUGCACCGAAGCCAGCGAGCUAUAGCGGUUUCCCAGUACCAGGGCCUCACGCCGAGCAUGUGAUGAAGCUCUAUAUGGGAGCGUUUUGCCAGGCCAACUGCGACCAUACUGCAGCCUGCGGUCUCAGCUACAGACUUUUCCGACAGCUGAUUGGCCUCAAAGAUCUGACCAUCAAUAUGGAUCUCUUCAAGGGACACUUCGACGCCUUGAUACUCCCCGUGGGGCUCUUGACCCUACGAUUGUAUGAGGAUAGGUACAGUCUCACUCGGAAGAAGGUCUGUCAGACAUUGAGCCACAUCCGCCAUGCAAAACUUCGCCAUUUGAGCCUCACAAACAUCAAUCUACGCCAGUGGACCACGCAUGACCUUGAUCUCCGUGUCGUCUCCAUUGGAAACGCACUGAACUUUCCGGCGCUUGAAACAUUGGCAUUGCACAACGUGAGUGGCAGAAUGUCUGUGCUCUGGGCCUUAUUCAACGUCUGGAGGAAUGCAAAGAAGUUGUGGUUCGAUCAUGAUCUGAAAUUCCCCGGCAUAGUGAACCCCGACCCAAACGACCGCUUCGACUUCGCCAGAUUUCCAGACGUCUUACUGCCACUCAAAGACACACUGGUCGAGUUGUAUCUGACACACGUACCUGAAGAUCAUCCAAAUGUUCUGAUUCCAAACUCAUUUCCCGGUUUGAUUCGCCAUCUCCACGACUUCUCAAACUUGAAGCGCCUGUCAAUCGACCCAGCUCUGUUUAUUGGCAUCCACGUCUGUCCCCGAUUCCCUCUUCCUCUCACGGGCCUUUUCCGCGGAACUGGAGCCUUUGCAGGUGUACUACCGACCCAACUGGAGGUAUUGGCAUUGAUCAUCAACCGAGAGCAAGUGCAGCGAGUGGCGCUGCCCGCCUACCGAUCAGAACUCGUUGAGUGCAUCCUUGGUCCUCGCAGACAGGAGAUGGCAUUCAUGAAUUUGAAGAGACUGGAUCUCGUCGAAGAUAUCUAUUAUGCGCCAGGCAAGAAGUGUAAGACAACUUAG